AUGAUGCAAGGAAUGGAGAUGGAGUUUUUGGAGUGGGGGUUCCAAGAAGAUCCCUCAAAGCUAGGAUUUUAUCCGCCCACUUGGCAAACAUUCCUGCAGACAGCCAAGUUAGAGAUGCAGUUGCAGGCUGUUCUAGCUACUCCAGUUCUGGAAUCCCAGGAAGCCCUGAACCUUGCAAGAGAAGUCUUGGACACUGUGCUAUGGACAUACCAUGAGAAGAAGAUUAAACUCAAGAGAGAACUCAAGAAAAUUGUCAUCUCUAUUGCCAAAAGGGCAUACAAUAUCUUCCUGCAGGGCUCCACAAUGCUCCUCAAGAGUGGUGACUACCUCCAGCUCCCUGACUUGUCUGGUGGAAAUUUCAAGAACUUCAUGGCACAGGCUCUCAAGGACGCUUGUCUCAAAUUCUACUACAGCAACAGUAAGAAAGCAUCAAAGAACAUGGACAAAUUCCACCAAACAAUCCCCAUUAAUGCAAUGCUUCUUGUAGCAGCAGUGUUGAAGGGCAUUAUCUCUGGCUUUCAUGAGACUGGCACCGACAAGGUUCCUGAAUUAACCACUGAGCAAUGUAGGGCCCACUUUGUCAACUUACGGAAAUCGAUUGACACCCUACUUGAUGUUCUGGAGCAUCACAAAGAGCUUGAAGACAUGUUGGAGCAAUGGGCUAGGAUUGGCAUGGGGGACUUCAAUGAGUAUGCAGAUGCAAGUGCGAGUGAUGUGGAGGAUGUUAAUAUCAUACUUUAG
Messenger RNA from Suillus subaureus, 741 nucleotides. RefSeq lists its product as uncharacterized. Bases 1 to 741 code for a protein of 246 amino acids. NCBI's taxonomy places the organism in Eukaryota, Fungi, Basidiomycota, Agaricomycetes, Boletales, Suillaceae. The transcript has 5 exons. The record is from RefSeq and is a predicted model, not a curated record.